This is a messenger RNA of Cylicostephanus goldi, 1416 nucleotides long. Lineage: Eukaryota; Metazoa; Nematoda; Chromadorea; Rhabditida; Strongylidae. The record is from the annotation of a GenBank genome assembly.
CAUCAAAUGGUAUCGUUUGCGAAUGUGGCAUCGAGACUGCGGGCUGCUGUGCGUCAGACAGACGGAUUAGCGAUUGGGGGACCCGAUGGAACAGAUGUGACAUCAAAUCAAUUUGCAAGAAGUAUUUUGGAGCGUCGAGAAGGACGAGCAAGAGUGGAUAGCGCACCACCUGCUUAUCAGGACGCCUUCCUUACGCGAUUGGAUUCGGGUUCUUCCACAGGAGGUGGCAUGUCAUCGAGAUUCCGCUUUCUUUCCGAACUUGGUCUAGCAGUGCUUCCAACGGGCGGUACAAAUGCAGCGGCACUCUCAGUUGACUAUUCGGCUCCACCUACUCGACGCACAUCAACGGUAAAGAAAAGCUACUACUACAAAAUGAAGAUGUUCCCGAAGACAAAUAAAAGUUUCAAAUUGAAGCUGGAUCGGCUAUCAGUAUCUGCUUUGUUCGAUAGAAACCACUCUGCAUGGUCUUGCGCAUUUGAUGUUCUUUUGGCUUGCACAGUGUCAUUUCUUGCUGGUCUAGUUCUAGCUACUGGGAUCUACUUUGACAUCUGGUUGUUCCUACUCGCGUUUACAGUUGCUGGCGCCCAUGUAUGCGUCCAGCCGGAUGCAUCUUCACCUAUUCAUGGUUUCAACUGGCUCGUUGCCUACAGUCGUCCCGUAUACUUUUGCAUCUUGGCUGCCAUAGUUUUAGUGCUGCAUCAUUUUUGCGAUGACCCAAAUUACGACAAAAUACCAUGGAAUUGGAACCCAUACAGGCUGUACGAGACUUCGGGAGAGAUGGUGCUUCUAGCAGUUCGUGACCUUUUUGCUACAUUUCUAGUAAUGCUACCAUUUGCUUUCACAAUGGGUUGGCUACCGCAGGUCAACACACUAAUGCACCAUGUGCUAGAACAGCUUGAAAUGCAUAUAUUCGGAGGAACUGCUUCUCUGGGUGUCCUAAGCGCUCUCCUGCAGAUACUAAAAAGCCUUGCUGCCUGGGCCAUCCUUGGAGCACUGUGUCAUUUGGCUUAUUCCAUCGAUCCUACUACAACCCAGACUCCUGCAUUUUCUGCUUUUCUCUCUGCAGCUGUCGCGAUCUCAUAUCUGCUGAGCAGGUUUUCGUCCAAUCCACAAUUGUCCAUAAUCUUGCUUCGAGCAGUAUGUCCGUCUGUAGGAACUCCUAGUAACUCUGAUAGUACGAGUCGGCUGUGUUGCGCUGCGUCUUCAGAACAAGAAGAGGAUGAGAGAGUGAAAGAUGCAGAUGAACUAGAUGUUUCGGAUCCAUUACCAGGACGUCUAAAGAAUGCUGUGGUACUGCGAGCAAGACAUGACAUGCUAUUUUCGGCUUUCUUGUCGCUGCUCGUUUUUGCUCUGCACUCUACUUCCUUGUUCACAGCUACGCAGCCUUACUUUGCGGUAAGUUUGGGGUCUUUUUAG